Messenger RNA from Babjeviella inositovora NRRL Y-12698, 1949 nucleotides. RefSeq names its product Ppx/GppA phosphatase family protein. The transcript has a single exon. NCBI's taxonomy places the organism in Eukaryota, Fungi, Ascomycota, Pichiomycetes, Serinales. The record is from RefSeq and is a predicted model, not a curated record. The coding region runs from base 91 to 1923 and encodes 610 amino acids. Gene Ontology annotation, biological process: regulation of transcription by RNA polymerase II.
AUCUCUUUCUGACAUCUUUCCCUACAAACUCUUCCAGACUAUCUCCUGGAACCCCUCUCUACCAACUCUUUCCUAUCCUGCAAGAUAUUCAUGCACCCAGAAGAGGAAGAAACAUUGGCGCAGUCGCUUACCGCGAUCGUAGACAUAGGUCCCAACGGGGUCCGCUUCUCCAUCUCGUCGCUUGCGCCAUACCACGCGCGGAUCAUGCCGUGCCUCUACAAAGACAAGAUCAUGGCGGUGCUUUUCCAGUAUGUGAUCGCCAGUGAUACGGCCGAGCACCGCGACCUCAGCAUCCCCGCGGAGACGAUCAGCGACGUGGUGCGCUCGAUGGUGCGGUUCAAGCUCACAUGCGAGGAUUUUGGCGUGGACACGGACAAGAACGUGAAGGUGGUGGCGAGCGAGAUGAGUACGUACACACCGAACGCGCCAGACUUUUUCCGCCGCAUCACGGAGAUCACCGGAUGGCCCGUGGAGGUCAUCUCGCGCCACGACGAGGGCAUGAUGUACGCAUUCGGCGCCGCGAGUUCCAUCACGCGCAACAAGGGCUUGCUCCUCGACUUGAGCGGUGGGUCGCUCCGCUUGGGCUGGAUCUCCAUCGAUCACAAGACCGGUCCGGUGGCCGUGAGCCCCACGCCUUUGGUGUUGCCGUACGGCUCCGCCACGCUUACCAAGACGCUCAACGAGGCGUGCGCACUUGGCAAUGAAAUAGCCGCACGCACGGCGUUGUACCGCGAGAUCCAGGACACGUUCCGUGACUGUACCGAACACAUCCAGCUUCCACAGGAGCUCUUCCAAGCCAACGAGGGCUUUGAGUUGUUCACGUGUGGCGGUGGAUUCCGCGCGUUGGGCCACUUACUUCUCGCGGAGGACAAGGACAAUCACCCCAUCUCCACCGUCAUCAAUGGCUACGAGGUACCGUUCACAGAUGUGCAGAACAUGGUGGACUACUUGUUGUUGAAGAAGACCGUCCCGCACCCUGACCGCGCGAUCUUCAAGCUCAGUGACCGCCGCCGCGCGCAGUUGCCGGCCGUAGGCUUUCUCUUGAGUGUGCUCUUUGAGUGUCUCCCGCCGAUUAAGACCGUGCACUUCAGCGAGUGCGGCAUGCGCGAAGGUAUGCUCUACAAGUCGCUUCCGCUUGAGCUAUUGAGCCAAGACCCGCUUAUCACCGCGACAAACCCGUACCGGCCACUUCUCGUGGACAAGUACCUCAAGCUCCUCGAGAAAGCGCUCCCCGUAGAGGUCAUCCCCGACGAGAUCCUCCACUCGCUUGCGCCUGCCUUGUGCAACAUUCUCUUUGUCCACUGCUCGUACCCGAAGGAGGUGCAGCCGACGGCAGCAUUGCACAUCGGCACCAGUGGCAUUCUCCUGGGCUGCCACGGGCUCAGCCACCGACAGAAGGGCUUGAUCGGCAUUGCAUGCUGCGAGCGCUGGGGCGGCGAUAUCUCUACCAACGAGCAGGUGUUCUACGAGAAGUUGUCGCGCAUGAUCCUCAAGAGCGGCGAAGAGCCCGAGAUGGAGUUGAUGAUCUACUGGUCUAAGUACAUCGGGCGGCUUAUGUUUGUUUUGUGCGGCAUCUACCCUGGUGGUAACAUCCGCCAUGGCGCCAUUCACUUCGAUGUGCAGCCCUACAAGAGCAAACGGCCUGGUGACGCGCCGACCGACCCCCAGAGCACUGCACGCGAGGAGGACGAUAUAUUGGGCGUGGACAAGUUGAACCAGCUCGCGCUCUACGACUUGCCGGAUAACAGCAAACGCCACUACAAGAUCUGCGUGAAGAUCCGCAAGAAUGAUAUCCAGAUCUCGUCCGCCACCGUCAAGACCCGUUUGAUUGAACUUCAGAAGUACAUGAGACUGUUGAACAAGGAGAGCAAAGCCAUGCACAAGUGCAAGAUCGAAGUCAAGUAUGCGUCGGAGAAGGCCUAAGUGAUAUGAGUAAUGUACGAACCAAG